AAAAUAAAGUCAGUGAAAUGACUUUACAUUCAUUCAAGUAGUAUAAACAGAAGCUUCUGAUAAGGAAAAAAUCACAGAAAACAACAACGUACAAGGGAAAAGUAAUCACAGGUUAAGAGACCAAAUGUAACGAGAGAGAAAGAACAGAGAGCAGAGAAGUGUCAGAUAGUAAAAACUAUUACAAUUGAAGCACACCAAUCAAAAGAAAACAUAUAUAUAUAUAUAUUUAAUAGAUAUUUCUUAAUCAAGAUUUAUAAUCAGGAAGUAUUUUAUAGUUAACAAGAUGAGCAGUGAAGGUCAGAUUGCAAGUAUUAUAAAUGAUAUUUUAAAAGUAGAAGCAAUAGAGGAGGCAUUCAGCUGUGUCCUAGCUCAUCAUCCCAAUAAUAAAAAUGAAAAAAUAACAAUAUGGCAAAAUGAGCUAAAAGCAGCUAUGAAUGGAUUGACGAAGGAACAGCAGGAAGCAGCUGUUCGCCAAUUCUUAUCAAUGGCGGCAGUUAUGACUAACCACAAACGCCUACAAUUAUUGCUGUCGUUGCUAGAGAACUUAGUGCAGACAAAUGUUCUGCCUGCUAGGUUAGUAUGUGAGAAUAUUUUAAGUUGUGAUAAAUUACAAUAUCAAUUGGAAGAUUUUUGGGUUGAAUGCUUUGCUGUCCUUCGACGUAUCAUUGGUGGAGUUGACUACAAAGGAGUUAGAGAAAUCAUGAAAGCAUGCAAAGAAAAGGCCCAAACUAUACCGGCUCGAUUAGACAUGUCGGUACAACCACAAUUAAAAGCUUUAGAGAAUAUUCUCGAGUAUAUUUUCGAUAGAAAUUCGUGUCUACUGCCAAGUUAUUUUAUUGUCAAUGAGAUUCAGAAAGCCUAUCCCGACAACAAAAAUUGGCCUCACUGGAAAUUGGCAAAACUUCUCUCCAGUUUUGUUGAGGGUUUCCGAAACACAGCACAGAUGGUAUCUAUAGUAGGACAUUCAAAGAUGUUACCAGUGGUUGAGCACACAGGAUAUGCUGACCAUUUGAUUAAUCCGUGGUUAUUGGAUCCUACCACGUUGAAGUUUUCGUUGAAAGGAAACUUACCUUACGACCCGGACUUACUUAAGCCUCAAACGGAGUUACUUAGAUAUGUUCUAGAGCAACCAUAUAGUAGGGACAUGGUCUGUUCGAUGCUCGGUCUACAAAAACAGCAUAAGCAGCGAUGCAUCGUUUUGGAGGAACAGCUGGUGGAGCUCGUUAUACUCGCGAUGGAACGAUCCGAAAACGAGACCCUGCCGGCCGAAGGAACGGACGGCACAGUGGCCAAUCACUGGGUGUGGUUGCACUUGUCCUCGCAACUCAUUUACUUCGUUCUCUUUCAAUUCGCAUGCUUCCCGAGCAUCGUCAUGGCGAUACACGAUAAGUUGGCCGGCAGAGAACUGAGGAAGGGUAGGGAUCAUUUGAUGUGGGUCCUCCUGCAAUUCAUCUCCGGCAGCAUACAGCGGAAUCCAUUGUCGAAUUUCUUGCCGGUGCUAAAACUGUACGAUCUCCUCUACCCGGAGAAGGAACCCCUACCUGUCCCGGACUACAGUCAAGCGCUCUGCACUCACCAGAUGGCCAUCACAUGCAUAUGGAUCCACUUGCUGAAGAAAGCUCAGUCAGAACACUCCAACAUUCAUCGGCCCAUACCGCAUACGCUGAAGGUCCAUCACGAAUUCCUGCAGCAUCUGGUUAUGCCGAAUACUUCUCUCUACAUGGGUUCUGAUUAUCGUAUAGCGUUGUUGUGCAACGCUUAUUCGACGAAUCAGGAGUACUUCAGUAGACCGAUGGCUGCCUUGGUGGACACCAUUCUAGGUACGCAAAAGGGCCAACAGCAACAACCCUUGCAAACUUUGCAGAAUAACGCGGCGUUAGCGAACGGCCCGACCACGCCGUUGUCGAUGUCCAUUUUGGACUCGUUGACCGUGCAUUCCAAGAUGAGCUUGAUUCACAGCAUCGUCACGCAUGUGAUAAAGUUAGCUCAGUCCAAAAGUAACAUGGCGUUGGCGCCGGCGUUGGUCGAGACCUACAGCCGACUGCUGGUUUACACGGAAAUCGAAAGUCUCGGUAUUAAAGGAUUCAUCAGUCAGCUGUUGCCGACCGUGUUCAAGUCGCACGCUUGGGGAACGCUGUACACACUGUUGGAGAUGUUCAGCUACAGGAUGCAUCACAUCCAGCCGCACUACAGGGUGCAACUGCUGUCGCAUCUGCACAGUCUCGCGGCGGUACCGCAGACCAAUCAGACGCAGUUGCAUCUGUGUGUCGAGAGCACCGCUCUGCGGCUCAUCACUGGGCUGGGUUCAGCGGAGGUACAACCGCAGCUCUCCCGAUUCCUUUCGGAACCGAAGACACUUGUUUCCGCAGAGUCAGAGGAGCUUAAUCGAACUUUAGUAUUAACGCUGGCCCGAUCCAUGCACGUGACUGGCACAGGCGCCGAGACUCUCAGCGGCACCUGGUGCAAGGAUUUGCUGAACACCAUCAUGCAGAAUACACCGCACUCCUGGGCCUAUCAUACUCUCCAGUGCUUCCCGCCGGUGUUGAGCGAGUUCUUCCAGCAGAACAGUGUGGCGAAGGAAAACAAGCAGCAGAUCAAGAAGGCGGUCGAGGAGGAAUACAGGAACUGGGCUUCGAUGAGCAAUGAGAAUGACAUUAUCGCCCAUUUUUCUGUACCGGGCACGCCUCCGCUGUUCUUGUGUCUGCUGUGGAAAAUGAUCCUCGAGACCGAUCGUAUCAGCCCGAUCGCGUACAAGAUCCUGGAGAGAAUCGGCGCCAGGGCGCUGUCGGCGCAUCUCAGGAAAUUCUGCGACUAUCUUGUGUUCGAGUUCGCCAAUAGUGUGGGCGGUCAACAACAUGUUAACAAGUGUGUGGACACCAUUAACGACAUGAUCUGGAAGUAUAAUAUAGUUAUCAUCGACAGAUUGGUGUUGUGCCUGGCGUUGAGGACGCAGGAGGGUAGCGAGGCGCAGGUGUGCUUCUUUAUUAUACAACUGUUGCUGUUGAAGUCCGCGGAGUUUCGGAAUCGCGUGCAGGAAUUCGUCAAGGAGAACUCACCGGAGCACUGGAAGCAGUCGAACUGGCAUGAGAAGCAUCUCGCCUUUCACAGAAAGUUUCCGGAGAAGUUCGCGCCGGAAGGCAUCAUGGAGCAAACCAGCGGGGGGCCCAGUCAGUACCAAAGUUUACCCGUGUACUUCGGCAACGUCUGCCUACGCUUUUUACCGGUUUUCGACAUAGUGGUGCAUCGUUAUCUGGAGAUACCACCUGUCACCAAGAGUUUGGAGACACUGUUAGAGCACUUGGGCUGCUUGUACAAAUUCCACGAUCGUCCUGUGACAUAUCUUUAUAACACACUGCAUUAUUAUGAGAGGAAAUUGCGAAACCAACCGCCGUUGAAGCGCCGGCUAGUUUCCGCCGUCUUGGGGUCGUUACGGGAGAUUAGAGCGCCAGGAUGGGCUCUUUCUGAGGCUUAUCAAAUGUACAUGACUCGCUCCCUGGACGAAGUGGUCACCUGGAUACCGGAAUUGGACUAUUACAUUCGCCUAGUGCGCAGGAUUGUGGAAACAAUGUCAGGUACGGCUCACUUCCCUGCUACCGACUGGAGAUUUAAUGAAUUUCCAAAUCCAGCGGCACAUGCGUUAUACGUCACCUGCGUGGAACUCAUGGCCGUUCCGGUUGCGCCGAAUUUGGUAGCUAAUUCUUUGCUGGACGUAGUCGCUAAAGGAUACACCGUUGUGCCGUCGGACGAAAUACAUUUGUGGAUAAAUUGCGUCGGCUUAUUACUGGCAGCAUUGCCAGAAUGUUAUUGGUCACCAUUGCAUGACCGUUUGGUGGAAACUAUCAACAGUCCCGGCCUGGUCAAUUGGCAGUACAAUAAUUUGACGCCAUUUCAAAUGUUUAACUUCAACACGACGCACAAUUCCCUGCUAGAAAACAAGUAUAGCUAUAUGCUUGCCUUGGCGCAUUCGGUUUGGCAUCAUGCAGGUGUAGGACAGAUCACAACGAUGCCUCAGUUCAUCAAGGAGAAACUUCAGCCAGUUGUAAAUAGCGAGGAACAAUUAAUAUAUGCUUGUCACUUAAUUGGCCCUACUUUAGCAAGGUUCAAUGCAGAACGGCCGCAAUGUGUGGUCGAACUUGCAGUCUGUCUCUACGAGAUGUUGGAACAAGUUGACCGUGCUCAAACGCAUUUACGUUACAUGGAUCCAGUUUGUGAUUUAUUAUAUCAUAUAAAGUAUAUGUUCGUCGGCGAUAUGAUGAAAAACGAAGUGGAAUGUAUCAUUCGAAGAUUGUCCUUUCCACUACAACGAAGACUGCGUUUCAUCACUCAUCUAAAUUUAGAAGAAAUCCAUACAUCCUGAGAUACAGUUACUUCCGCUACCAUGGAAACUACUUAAGUGCACAUCGUUUCAUUUUAGUUAUAUGGACAUCAAUGCAGAGAAUUUGCAUUGCAGAGAACAGAAUUAUUAGAUAAUAAUUUGACACGAUUCUUAAAAGACUCCUGUUUUGUCGUUUUAUAUUUUAUAUCUGUCUCAAUUUUGAAAACUGUGUCAUUGUGUUUUUGCUUUCUCGUCGUGCUUAUUUUAGAUUGGUGAUUUUGGAAGCGAGAAAAUAUACGCUCAAAAUUUUUGCAAAGUACGUUGAAAUAAAAAGACGCAUUCAUAAAAUGACACUUGCGAUUGACUGAGCGGGUUUGUAAAAUACUUCUCUCUCUCUCUCUCUCUUUCUGAUCAAUACACAGUCGUAAAAUUAACGGGACGAAAUUACAUGAUUGAACAGUAAGCCACAUAUGUCAUCAAUCUAAGAUGAUCCCGACGAUGAAAUAAGAACUUAACAUGGUCUCUAAAUUAAGACAGAUAUAAAAUGCCUGUAAAACUGUAUAUACAUAGUGUGCCACAUUUUAAAUAUAUUUUUUUGUAUUGAAUAUUCUUUGCAAAAGGAGGGUUAUCAAUCAGCAUGUAUAUAUAUGAUGGUUAGGCUGUAAUCAACUUUAUAGUACGCAUUAUACAAUAAGAUUUAUUAUAUAAUAUUAUAUACCAAUUAGACUAUACAAUAAGAUUGUUAUACGGACACUGUUUUUUAUGACCUAAAAUUAUAAUAAAUAAUUAUAUUUAAUAA
Molecule: messenger RNA, 5114 nt
Organism: Dinoponera quadriceps
Lineage: Eukaryota; Metazoa; Arthropoda; Insecta; Hymenoptera; Formicidae
Gene: MED23
Product: mediator of RNA polymerase II transcription subunit 23
Exons: 12
Coding region: 284-4357 (1357 amino acids)
Biological process (GO): regulation of transcription by RNA polymerase II; positive regulation of gene expression
Cellular component (GO): mediator complex; transcription regulator complex
Source: RefSeq, a predicted model, not a curated record